AUGACCCCAAGAACACCACCCAAUCUACGUCUCACCAACCCCCAAUCUACGUCUCACCAACCCCAAUCUACGUCUCACCAACCCCCAAUCUACGUCUCACCAACACCCAAUCUACGUCUCACCAACCCCCAAUCUACGUCUCACCAACACCCAAUCUACGUCUCACCAACACCCAAUCUACGUCUCACCAACCCCCAAUCUACGUCUCACCAACACCCAAUCUACGUCUCACCAACACCCAAUCUACGUCUCACCAACCCCCAAUCUACGUCUCACCAACACCCAAUCUACUUCUCACCAACACCCAAUCUACGUCUCACCAACACCCAAUCUACGUCUCACCAACACCCAAUCUACGUCUCACCAACACCCAAUCUACGUCUCACCAACCCCCAAACUACGUCUCACCAACACCCAAUCUACGUCUCACCAACACCCAAUCUACAUCUCACCAACACCCAAUCUAUGUUUCACCAACACCCAAUCUAUGUUUCACCAACCCCCAAUCUACAUCUCACCAACACCCAAUCUACAUCUCACCAACACCCAAUCCUUGUCUCACCAACACCCAAUCUACGUCUCACCAACCCCCAAUCUACGUCUCACCAACACCCAAUCUACGUCUCACCAACACCCAAUCUACGUCUCACCAACACCCAAUCUACGUCUCACCGACAUCCAAUCUACAUCUCACCGACACCCAAUCUACGUCUCACCGACACCCAAUCUACGUCUCACCGACACCCAAUCUACGUCUCACCGACACCCAAUCUACAUCUCACAAACACCCAAUCUACAUCUCACCAACACCCAAUCUACAUCUCACCAACACCCAAUCUACAUCUCGCCGACCCCCCAAUCUACGUUUUUACCGACACCCAAUCUACGUCUCACCGACACCCAAUCGACGUCUCACCGACACCCAAUCUACGUCUCACCGACACCCAAUCUACGUCCCACCGACACCCAAUCUACGUCUCACCGACACCCAAUCUACGUCUCACCGACACCCAAUCUACGUCUCACCGACACCCAAUCUACGUCUCACCGACACCCAAUCUACAUCUCACAAACACCCAAUCUACAUCUCACCAACACCCAAUCUACAUCCCACCAACACCCAAUCUACAUCUCACCAACCCCCAAUCUACAUCUCACCAACCCCCAAUCUACGUCUCACCAACACCCAAUCUACAUCUCGCCGACCCCCAAUCUACGUCUCACCGACCCCCAAUCUACGUCUCGCCGACCCCCAAUCUACGUCUCACCAACACCCGAUCUACAUUUCACCAGCACCCAAUCUACAUCUAA
This is a messenger RNA of Rana temporaria (common frog), 1311 nucleotides long. RefSeq names its product extensin-2-like. NCBI's taxonomy places the organism in Eukaryota, Metazoa, Chordata, Amphibia, Anura, Ranidae. The transcript has a single exon. The record is from RefSeq and is a predicted model, not a curated record. Bases 1 to 1311 code for a protein of 436 amino acids.